GGGUGAGGAUUAACUAAUAUUGGAUAUUAUUAAUAAUGGAUAAAAGAGCAUCGAAUCAUCUACAAGGCUACUAUAAGUAUGAACGCAGCAUUAACAAGUACGUUAUUGCAGGUGAUACCGAGGUGCAUGAAGCUUACAAAAAAGCUCAAGAAAGGGGAGCACUUCCUUUUAACAGAACCAAGAUACUUCUCCUAGGCGACCACGCUGCUGGAAAGACUUCCACAUGCAGGCGUUUAAGAGGAAAAGAAUUUAGGCAUGAUGAGCCCAGCACAACAGGAAUCGAAACAAACAUUUUCAAGGCAAACAUUAAUGAUGUUAAUAGUAAGUGGUGUGAAGUAUCAAACACACCUCAAGAAGAUUAUGAAAGUUCAGCAGCAUGGUGGGCAGUAUCACACAUGCGGAAACGUGGUAUGAAAAAAACCAAGAGGGCUGGUAGCUCGUCUGAAAUAAGUUUACAUGUCUGGCUACGAGAAUUGAUUGAAGAUAUAUUUCAUCAAUUAAUACAUAUUAUUCCCUGUUUAAUUACGUUUCUAACCGGUGGGUUUACUUUCGGAUUUGGACUGGUUGCAUGGAUUUAUAUUCUCUGCUUGAUGUGUGUAUUCGAUGUUCACACUGCGUACCGCUUUGGUUCCGGAUACACAAUUGGAAUGGUACUCAUAGACAGUACAAUGAAUAUAGAUAACAUUUACAACGAAAUGCCAGACACUGGAUUGGAUUGGAAUAGCAUGCUGUCAGUCCUGAUGGCUCUUAUGCAUGGACUAGUUGGCCUAAUUACCGGCGUGCUUAUGGGCGCAGGUUGUAGGGCUGGAGUUUGCAUAGCAUUUUGUAUAAUGGUUCAUCCUAAACAAAAAAAUGUUACCAUCGAUAAUGUUACAGAAAAGCUAGUACUCAUCUACAGCAAUGUAUAUUAUAAUUUCUUAAUUUGGAUCAUUGGAUUUAUUACAAUUGUGAUUUUUAGAAAUGUUCAUGCUAAGAUAUUAUCAAUGAGUCGAAAGAGCUGUAUAUUUGUUUUAAUAAUCAUUAUCCUUGUCAUCACACCUGUCGCUUUUAUACGAAAGUCAUUAUGUCUAGGCCUAUUUACUACUUUGUAUGUUGCUAUAGUUGUAAGUUUUACAAUAUUUGGAGUCCUUUUGGGGAGAAAAUUUGCCGCGUAUGAUUACUUCAAUCAGAAUUAUGUUAUAAAGAAAUCUAUUGGUUUUCUAACUGGGAUAUUUAUAGCUGUACUUUGUGGAUGGGAAUUAGCAAAUUUAAGAAAUCUUUUCUUAAAUAAUAAACAAUACUUCUCUGUUCCACGAUAUUUAUUCAGCGUUUUGCACUUUCUCGUCCCUAUCAUUGCGUUUAUUGUAUACGAAAUGUCUGCCUAUAUGAGAGUAAAGUAUACAACAUCCAUACCAAUAACUCAUGUCAAACAAUCAAUGAAAGCAUGUAUUCGUAACGAAUCCUAUAUGGAUGCAAGACUGAGUUUAUGGGACUUUGCAGGGCAGGACAUGUACUAUAACACACAUCACCUCUUCAUGUCAAAACAGGGUGUGUAUCUCAUUGUUUUCAAUGCAGUUAAAGCGGUUAUGAACCCUGAAAAACAAAUCAAACGUCUUCAGUUCUGGCUACAAUCUGUUGCUAUGCAUGCAGAUGUUGGAAACGCUGUAGUCUUUCUUGUAGGAACAAGACGAGACAGUGUUGGUGACACAAAUGCUCUUUUGAAUAUUUUAAGACUAGCAAGAGAACAUCUCUACAAGAUGUUUUCUAAGUGGCUUGCAUUUCAUCCGUCUGGAAGCCUUUUCUUUUUAAUCGAAAACGCAUUACAGGUGGACUACCAACGAAAUCUUUUACGAGCAGCUAUCUAUGACGAAAUACAGAAACUGACGUUUUUUCAGGAAACAUUUUCAAUAAAAUAUCUUUUAUUUAAUGAAUCUUUAAACAAGUUUCGUCUACAAAAGUGCAUUAUUACAAAAAUAGAAGAAAUUUCAGAAGAAGUAAAAUCAAGAUGUAAUAUAACGUCACAGAACGAGUUGCGUCAAUUCCUAAAAUUCUUUGAUAGAUCUGGUGAUGUUAUAUACAACGAACGUGAUGAGGUACUCAGAAAGUUCGUUAUCUGUGAUCCUCAAAUGCUUGUUGACAUUUUGCAGUGUUUGGUAAAUGUGCCUGCACCUCAUAAGAGAAAUCGGACAGUAGCUGACUACUGGCAGAGUUUGAAAGACUCUGGAAUCGUUGACAGUAGAUUACUAGAGCAUAUCUGCCGACAAAAAGGAAUAUGGACGUUUUACCCUUAUGUUAUUCGUUUCUUAGUGGGGACACAUCUACUUUUCCCUCUUACUGUUACUGAUCAAGUCGACCAAGUCGGAACAUUUCUUCUUUCAUGUCGACUGCCGAAGAUCGCUUCAUUAUCAUCUAUCUGGAACAGGAAUGAUUGUUCGCAAACUAUCCUUUAUUUUGAUUUUGGGAAAAUCAUUCCCGAAUUUAUAUUUUUGCGUCUCAUAGCUAAAUGUUGUGAAGUGUUUACUUGGGAUAAGAUCUACUACAAUGCAGCAAGAUUCAGGAUUAGCAAAUCAUGUCUUUUUGUCAUCAGCACAACAAUCAUUUCUGGAAGCAUUAAUUCAUUCGAUCGAAAUCUGAUCAAAAUUGCUGUGCACAACGAAGACCAUACAGGAUUUAUCAAUGUUGUACAGAAAAUGAUUAAUUUUAUGGAAGAGAUAAUCAAUCGGGAUUUUAAUCCGCAUUACUUUCGGAAACAAUAUAUUUAUGGUCCUGAAUGUGAGCAAUGCAGUUCGUUAGAUGGAAAAAUGUGUUUGGUGAACAUCAUAACGCAUGGUAAUGAUCUAACUUCUUUGGACGGCUACAAGCCAGACCAUUACCAUAAGCUUGCAUUUGAGCGAAAGUUCAGUUUAACGUGCAGUCGACUAAUGAUCAACUAGGUGUCGGAAUUUCGCUAGCUGUACAAGAAACAAUUUCGUGUAUUGUUAGUAUUUUUGUUGUUAUUUUAAAAUGUAAUUAACUGCUAGUUGGUUUUUUUUACCGUUCUGGUUGUGCUCAAAUGACAAAAUUAAUUUAGCAUUAUUAAAAAAUAAUUUCUUUCAAUAGUACAAUAACAAAAGUUCUUUGUAGGUCUAUAACAAAAUAAAUAUUUUGCAGGUGAUUGUUUGGACUAGAAUAUUCUUAAUUUCCACUGAAUUGUUUCAGUAUUACUGCUAGCUUUUUUUGUAUACAUUUAGACACUCGUACGCUAAUAAAUGUAAAAUCGAAAAUGUCCUAUAGAUAUCAAUAUCUCUAUUAGUUACUUGAAUAGUUUAAUGCCUCUUAACCAUUAUUUAU
Molecule: messenger RNA, 3309 nt
Organism: Anneissia japonica
Lineage: Eukaryota; Metazoa; Echinodermata; Crinoidea; Comatulida; Comatulidae
Exons: 2
Coding region: 36-2912 (958 amino acids)
Source: RefSeq, a predicted model, not a curated record